Messenger RNA from Python bivittatus (Burmese python), 1712 nucleotides. NCBI's taxonomy places the organism in Eukaryota, Metazoa, Chordata, Lepidosauria, Squamata, Pythonidae. The record is from RefSeq and is a predicted model, not a curated record.
UCCUUUGCCUUGCUAGGACUUAUUUCUGUUGCAAAUUUCCACUUUGAAUUCUCUGAAUGAACAACUCCUUGGUUCCCUGGAUAUUUGAUUUACAGUCUUUGCAGGAAAAGGAUACCCUGGUGUCAUCAUCCUCUUUUUCUCUGCUGUGGAAGACUGUUCUUCUAGACCCACAAAGAUGUCAACACCUCCUGGCGAUGUACAGGACUGAAACCAAUUUAACCGGGGCAGUAAGGUCUGAAGACUCUCGGGAGCAGCUGACAAAUAAUUCUGGAUAGAGAUAAGUUCUGAUAGAAAUCGAGCAUCCUCUCCUCUCUUUGGUGACACAGGAACAUACAAUUAUGAAUCCAAAAGAUCCACUGGAAGAGACAGAAGGAAGCUUAGUUCCACCAUCGUGCUUAGUCUGUGGUCAGUUGCAUCUUCCAGAAGAGAACCAUAUAUACACCUACACAGAAGAUGUGGAUGACGACCUAAUCUGCCACGUUUGCUUGCAGCCUUUGCUUCAGCCUCUGGAUACACCCUGUGGACACACCUUCUGUACAGUUUGCCUUACAGAUUUCCUAGUAGAAAAAGACUUCUGCCCUAUGGACCGCAAGGCUCUGGCUCUACAGAUGUGCAGAAAGUCAAACAUCCUAGUAAAUAAGCUCCUGGAUAAGCUGAUGGUCAGUUGCCCUUUCACAGAACACUGUUCAGAAAUUCUGCAACGUUGUAAUCUUGAACAUCAUUUUCAAAAUGGGUGCAAAGGGGCAUCUCAUUAUGGCUUUACCAAGCAGAGAAAGCGAUGUUCACCAGCUGGAUCUCCUGAUUCGAAUGCUACUUUAACAGUAUCUGCUCUUGGAUCUGAGUUCUCUGCUGCUGCCACAAUUGCCUUAAUGACUGAUGAACCGGGGCUAAUUAAUCCUGCCUUCAAUGCCACCUUUGACGACAGCCCACUAGGAACCAAUUCCACCAAUCUUUACAGAAACCACCAGUCUAGAACCACACUUUCACAUUUUGAGCGUUCUACUGUACGCAGCAGGUCUUUUAAAAAGAUAAACAGAGCUCUCAAUGUUCUUCGAAGGACAAAAAGUGGCAGUGCUGUUGCUAACCAUGGUGAACGGGAACAAGAAAAUGUUGAAAAUCCAAUUGCUUCAGAGGCAGCCUUUCCAAGGUUAUAUCACCUCAUUCCAGAUGGUGAAAUUACCAGCAUUAAGAUCAACCGCAGCAAUCCCCAUGAAGCUCUUGCCAUUAGAGUGGUUGGAGGCAACGAAACACCUUUGAUUCACAUAAUCAUUCAGCACAUCUAUCGAGAUGGGAUCAUUUUCAAGGAUGGAAGAUUAUUGCCGGGAGAUAUGAUUCUGAAGGUCAAUGGCAUAGAUAUCAGAAACGUGCCUCACAACUAUGCCUUGUUCGUCCUGAGACAGCCUUGCCAAGUUCUCCGUCUCACUGUGCUCAGAGAGCAGAAGUACCGGUGCAGACAUUCUGGGCUUUUUCUUGAUGUUUCCUGCCACAGGGAUGAGAACUUGCACAUUAUUCUGAACAAAAGCAACCCAGAGCAACAGCUGGGCAUCAAAUUGAUCCGUAAGGCCAAUGAAGAUGGAGUCUUUGUGUUCAACCUGCUGGAAGGAGGCGUUGCUGCCCGUGAUGGGAAACUGCAAGAGAAUGAUAAGGUUUUAGCAAUUAACGGGCAUGACCUGCAAUAUGGAAGUCCAGAAAGUGCAGCCCAGUUGAUACAG